This is a messenger RNA of Hirsutella rhossiliensis, 846 nucleotides long. RefSeq names its product telomere stability and silencing domain-containing protein. The coding region runs from base 1 to 846 and encodes 281 amino acids. The transcript has a single exon. Gene Ontology annotation, cellular component: nucleus. Lineage: Eukaryota; Fungi; Ascomycota; Sordariomycetes; Hypocreales; Ophiocordycipitaceae. The record is from RefSeq and is a predicted model, not a curated record.
AUGACGCCUCAAAAUCUCAACGUUCUCAUUGCCACCUUUGGUGGCCUCGGGCUGCCGUCAACCCUUGUCUUGCCAGUCUCACCCACGACUACCGUCACGCAACUCCGCGAGGAACUCUACGAAAGACUUCCGUCCACCGACUCCAGGCUCGUCCUGACGACCAUCUCCAACAGGCAGCUGCCAGAGCAGUCAGAGGUGCCCGUGUCAUCAUAUCUCUCAACAAGCGACGAUGAGUUUCUCUCGCUACGGCUUGCCGUCCCGCUAUGCGGUGGCAAAGGUGGAUUCGGUUCCCAGCUACGUGCUGCUGGUGGUCGCAUGUCGUCACGAAAGAACCGAAAUCAAGAUGAUCACGGCUCAAGCCGUAACCUUGACGGACGACGACUACGUACGGUGAACGAAGCAAAAGCCUUAGCAGAAUACCUAGCCAUCAAACCAGACAUGGAGCAGAAGGAGAAAGCAAAACGUCGACAGCGCUGGGAACAGAUUGUUCAAGCGUCUGAGAAAAAGGAAGCCGAAAUACGAUCAGGCAGCAAAGGCCGAGUUGACGGCAAAUGGGUCGAGGCCAAAGAGGAAAGCAACGAAAAAACGCGUGAUGCCGUUUUGGCCGCAAUGAAGUCCGGCAACUACAGAGACAAUCUCAGCACCUCCAACGGCUCUACAUCUACCGAACAAAGCCACAGUUCAAAUGCGUCUGACGAAGAGAAGUCAAGUUCCAAAGAAUCCUCGCCCUCACGCGAACCAGACAAGGCCACAACGGGGAAGCCCAGGACGUUUUUCGGGUUUGACGAGGAUGACGAGUUUAUGAGCUCGGAAGACGAGGAUGCUGGUCCACAGGCGCAGGCAUGA